UUUUAUUUUAUUUUCUUGAAAAUUUCGUGGGUUUUCUUCACUCCCACUGCUAAAGAUUCGAUUUUUAUUUUAUUUUCUUGAAAAUUCGUGGGCUUUUCUUCACUCCCACUGCUAAAGAUUCGAUUUUUAUUUUGUUUUCUUGAAAUUUUGAAAUGUCUUGGAUUCAAUCAGCUUUCGGUAGUAAAAUCAGCCCAGUCAUCCUUUUCGUACUAGUAGUAUCAGCAAUUCUCUUCUUCAUCGCCGCUCUUCUCCAUUUACUCAUAAGAUUCCUCCUCAAACAGAGAUCUGCACACUUUCACAACUACCCAGAAACAAGAAUUCCCACCUCCGGUUCUUUCCAGAGACAAUUACAGCAGCUUUUCCACUUACACGACUCCGGUUUAGACCAAUCCCACAUCGAUUCCCUCCCGGUUUUUCUGUACGAGGAUAUUAUUACCGGUUUAAAGGAGCCCUUCGAUUGUGCCGUUUGUCUGUGUGAAUUCUCGAAGCAGGACAAGUUAAGGUUGCUUCCUUCUUGCAGCCAUGCCUUCCACAUUGACUGUAUAGACACAUGGUUGCUGUCUAACUCGACUUGCCCACUCUGCAGAGGGGUGAUUUUGUCCACCGUGUUUUCUUUCGAGAACCCGAUUUUCCGGUUCGGAGAUUCUUCGAAAGAAGCCGAAGAUUCGGGUUCAAGGGAAGAGAAUGGUGAUGGUAUUAUUAGCAGUGCUGUGAUUAAUGAGAAGAGGGUUUUUUCUGUGAGGCUUGGGAAAUUCAGGGGUGUAAAUGUAAAUAAUGAUCAAGAAAGUGAGGUUGGAGAGAGUAGCAAUAGUAAGUUGAGUGGUGCUAGGAGAUGCUAUUCAAUGGGUUCUUGCCAGUAUGUUGUUGAUAAUGAUUCUGAACUGCAAGUUGCAUUGUGCCCUAGUAGUAGAAGAGAAGGUGGUGGUGUUGAGUGUAGUAGUGGUGGUGUGAGGGCUGCUGUGAAAGGGGGGUGGGGGCAGAAAGGUAAUUUCACAGGCUGUGAAGAAUAUGGUGAUGGGAAGAAAAUUAACAGUGGGGGUAAAGGUGAAAGCUUUUCUGUUUCCAAGAUUUGGAUGUGGUCCAAGAAAGGUGGUAAAUUCACUAGUUCAGCAGCUAUCACACAUUAUUCUAAUGCUGUUAAUGCAAGCUUACCUUGAAAAUUUCUUUGAGUUUAUACGGAGUUUUACCAUGUAAUGUCUCUCUCUCUCUCUCUCUCUCUCUCUCUCUCUCUCUCUCUGUGUGUGUGUGUGUGUGUGUGUGUGGUUAUGCUUUUGUUUUGACUUUUGUGUUUUGGUUUCUCUUUAUGCAACUUUUCUAUCUUGAAAUUCAAAUUUGAUUCCCACUAAAACUUUGGGGUUGUAUUUA
Molecule: messenger RNA, 1365 nt
Organism: Erythranthe guttata (spotted monkey flower)
Lineage: Eukaryota; Viridiplantae; Streptophyta; Magnoliopsida; Lamiales; Phrymaceae
Product: RING-H2 finger protein ATL46
Molecular function (GO): ubiquitin protein ligase binding
Source: RefSeq, a predicted model, not a curated record